AUGAGUAGUGGUCAAAGUGAUUAUAUUCAAAAAGGUAUUCGAAGUGCUGAGCAAGCGACAGAGGAAGAUAAGGCACAUAAUUAUGAAGCUGCGGCAAAACAUUAUAUGACAGCAGCAGAAUGGCUUAUGCAAGCAAGAAAAUAUGGAUCGAUGAACGCACAGAUGAAACAAACAAUUCUGGCUAAAAUAGAAAGUUAUGUAAAGCGAGCAGAAGAAAUCAAAGAAAUUCUAAAGAAAGGCCCGACGAAAAAGAAAGCUGUUGCUGAUACAUCUAACGGACGCGGAAAUUCGAAAGACAACAAAGGUGAUGAUGAUGACAAUGCAGAUCCAGAUAGAAGACGCAUGAUGCAAAAGUUCGAAGGAGCUAUUGUUACCGAUCCUAACGUUACUUUUGCUGAUGUCGUUGGAUUAGAACAAGCAAAAGAAGCAUUGAAAGAAGCUGUUAUCUUACCAGUUAAAUUUCCUCAACUUUUUCAAGGAAAACGCAAGCCGUGGGCUGGUAUUUUACUAUACGGACCGCCUGGUACUGGAAAGUCCUAUCUCGCUAAAGCAAUUGCUACCGAAUGCAAAAGCACUUUUAUCUCAGUCAGCUCAUCUGAUCUUCUCUCGAAGUGGCUAGGAGAAAGUGAAAAGGGUGUGAAAUGUUUGUUUGAACUAGCUCGCGAACGACAACCAUGUAUUGUAUUCAUCGAUGAAAUCGAUGCACUUUGUGGACAACGUAACGACACUGAAUCCGAAUCGUCAAGACGCGUUAAAACUGAAUUUCUUGUACAAAUGCAAGGCGUGGGAACGGAUAAUUCUGGCGUUCUUGUUCUUGCUGCUACUAACAUUCCCUGGGCGUUAGAUACAGCUAUUCGACGACGUUUUGAGAAGAGAAUCUAUAUUCCACUUCCUGGAGUCAAUGAACGUGCUGCCAUGUUCAAAACACACUUAGGCGUCAAUACAUAUCAUACCAUCAAGGAACACGAAUGGAUGCAGUUAGCACAACGUGCUGAGCACUAUUCUGGUGCUGAUAUAGCAGUUGUUUGUCGUGAAGCGUUACUAAGACCUAUACGACGUCUAGGCAGUGCCACCCAUUUCAAACAAGUACCUAAUCCGAAACCUGACGGACCUCGAUUGCUUUGGCUAGCUUGUUCACCGGGUGAUCAAGGUGCUGUAGGAAAAACAUUAGACGAAAUUUCAUCAGAAGAACUAUGCGAACCUCCUGUAUCUAUGAGUGAUAUGGCAGCAGCACUUGCUACGCAAAAGCCAACAGUAGGCGAAGAUGAUUUAAAACUGCAGCAAAAGUUCACACAAGAAUUCGGUCAAGAAGGCUCUUAA
Messenger RNA from Adineta ricciae, 1320 nucleotides. The record is from the annotation of a GenBank genome assembly. NCBI's taxonomy places the organism in Eukaryota, Metazoa, Rotifera, Eurotatoria, Adinetida, Adinetidae.